AUGGCGACGUUGGAAGCUGCGAAGACGUGGAGCACUAGUGUGCCCGAUAGGGAGAGAUUGAUUCGGGCUGCGUUUGAGGCUAAGGAAUAUGCUUACUGCAAGUACUCAAAUUUCCGUGUCGGCGCGGCGUUGCUAUCUGCGGACGGGACGAUCAUCAAGGGCGCGAACGUCGAGAACGCGUCGUACGGAGGGACGAUAUGCGCGGAACGCACGGCGAUCGUAAAGGCUGUGAGUGAAGGCAUCAAAGCAUUCGUCGCGCUCGCAGUCGUAACCGACGUCCCCUCGCCCAUAUCCCCGUGCGGGAUCUGCCGGCAGGUGCUGCGCGAGUUCUGCGCGCUGAACAUGCCCGUGCUGCUCGUGCCCGCGAACUACGAUGCGCUCGCUGCGGAGGGCAGGCCCGGCGGCGGCGUGCUCGUGAGCAGCAUUGAAGAGUUGUUACCACACAGUUUUGGCCCGGAGCAUCUGGAGCUGGCGCGGAGGUCGUGA
Messenger RNA from Laetiporus sulphureus 93-53, 486 nucleotides. RefSeq names its product cytidine deaminase. The record is from RefSeq and is a predicted model, not a curated record. Gene Ontology annotation, molecular function: zinc ion binding; cytidine deaminase activity. Lineage: Eukaryota; Fungi; Basidiomycota; Agaricomycetes; Polyporales; Laetiporaceae. The transcript is spliced from 5 exons. Bases 1 to 486 code for a protein of 161 amino acids. Gene Ontology annotation, cellular component: cytosol.